ACCAUGAAGCUUCCGAUAGACGAUGCUAGCGGCCCCUGUUUUGGAAAAUCGAUCAGUAACCUGUUGAGUAGUUUGAGCCAUUUGUUUAUAGAUGACGAUACCAGGGCAAAUGAAAGCGUAACCUCUAAAACCAGACUGACGCGCGUUAUAGUGCGAAGCGGCUAAUUUAUAGCAGACUCCAUCCGCAGUGGAAAAAGGCUGAGACAAGCUGCUCUAGAGCCGCUGAUAUAUCGAGAAUGGAACUUGAACUAACGUGGAGUGACAUUUCUCUGGUGACGCUGGACGGAAGGGCACCUAACCUCGAUCGCAGUAUGGCGCAGUUCAACGACCGAUAAUCGUUCCCAUCGUCCAGCCUGCAAUAAGAGUAUCAGUUAAGGAGAAGCGUCGGAAAGCGUCGGGACGUCGGGCAAUCGUGGACCAUCGGUUUAGCUGUGCCCUCGAGAUGCGGUGAUGGCUUUGCUGUACAGAUUCGCGCAGCUGCCUGACAGCAGUGGCACGCGGGUCUUCUCGUUCGUCGUCACCAGGAGCGUGGUACGCGAUCCCGAAAGAGACGUCACCAGCAAAGAGCUCGUCUGCGGAUUCCAACGAUGGUCCGUCGCGUUUUCGCGUGGAAACAAGGUGUUAGGCGCAUACCUAGUAUGGCGGGGAGCCUCGAGGAACCUGCGGGUCUACGUGGACUUUACGUUCACGCUGUUGAACCGGGAACACUUCUCGAUGAACGAGGGUUUCUCGGGCAAACGCGUGAAAUUCACGUACGAAGCGCCUGCACAGGGGAACCGGAACUACAUCCCAGUGUCGGACCUGUACAGUCGCAACUUUGCCGACACGAACGGAGAGUUCCAGCUGGAACUAUCCAUGUCAAACGUGCGGACGGUGUACAUGACCGAGCUUAAGAUGGCCAGCAGCACCUUCCCGGCGGGACAAUCGAAGCCGAACAAAUUGGAGAGCGAUUACUUCGCCUUCGGGGGUUUCGAUUGGAAUCUGGUCAUUUAUCCGCACGGGAACAAGGAGCCGGAGGGUUACCGCGGUCACGACAGCGGCGUCAGCGUUUACCUGAUGAGGUUAACCGGGUUCGAUCAUCGUUGCCGUGUUAGAUACAGCGUUGCACUGGGCGAAGGAGAUCGCAGGAUCGAUUCCGGACAGAUCGAGGACCUGUCCGACGCGGAAGGAUGCGGCUUCGGCUGGCAUCCGAGGGUCAGGUGGUCGGAGAUCGCGCACAAAGGCGUGGUACGACUGUCUCUCGAGAUGGUCGAGGCUAGAACCAUCUGCGAGAUUGCGGUCCAGGCACGCGGACCCUCUGUCCUACCCGCCACACCGUGCUACGACCGGGAUAAACAGGCUUGGACCAUCCGCGCUGAUCUCCACUCGGACACUGUCAGGCUGCACUUGGUCUACAAGGACAUUCACAACGUCCCGAGGAACCAUUUGAGGUACGUUAGCUGGUCCGCGUACCUCCUACGAGACGAGGAUCCGAAAACAGCUGCGAUCAGCUUACCGGGUGGUCCGUUCAGCCGCUACUACGCUCAGGAGUCCGCGGACGAGGGCAUAAUCAUGGAGACGAAUCUGGACACGAACGAGGUGAAGGAAAAUCACUGUCCCUUUCUAACGGACAAGGGUCAGCUGAGGAUCCGGCUCGAGUGGAACGAGAGCCACUUGCUGUUCCAGGCUACCUACCACAAAUACGACGACGUAUGCCGGAUCCACAAUCAACAGAUGAGACGCGAAAUAGCCUCGCUUCAGGCAGAGAAUUACAGCCUCGAGAGGCAGCUGUUCAGUUACCAGAAGAGCCUGGCGUACGCUCAAGCGCAACAGCAACAGCAACAACAGCAGCAACAACAACAACAACAACAACAACAACAGAACCAACAGCAUCACAGUGGUGGUCAUCAGGCUCACCUGGAACGAUCCGCGUCCACAGACACCGAAUACGCCUGACAAGUGGAACAGAUGCAGGCUAUCGAGCAGCCGGCUACCGGUUGCAGGCGACAAUUACCGACCGUUCAGGAGAACGACCAUCGGGUCCAUCAGAACCUGGUCAGGAUGAUGGACCGACGGCUGAGCAACGUCCAACUGCAACAACACCUCUACGAACCGGACGCGACACCGUGCUCGCCGAGGCAGAGCGUCGAUCAGUCCCAGGAACAUCGUCGCAGUAUCGUCCAGCAACCGAAGUCGGCCCGUUCCAGCGUCGGCAGAUCGGACAGCGGCUCGGAUCGUGGGAACGAUCGUUACUCGGCCGCAUAUUAUUUGGGGUACGUCGGUCAGGAAGCGCACAAAAGACGUAGGACCACUUUCUGGGAGACCCUGACGGGUCUUGUCUGCUCAUUGGGCGCUUUGGCUUCCAGGGCUGCCAAGAUGGCCACCAGACGGGGCGAGCCUCUUUGAAGAAUACGCCUUCGUUAAAGGACCACCGGACGAUAAUUGGCUGCGAAAACGGGCACUGGGAACGCGAGAAUUGUGAUGUAAUGUGACACAGAUGUCGAGCAACACAGACACGAACGGUGAAGGAUACGCGGAUGUGACUUUGUGAUUUCAUUUUUCACUCGUCAUCUCGCUUAGAGAGCAAACAGAGAGGAAUGAUGUCGAGGUUUUUUUUUGAUGUUUCCGUGGCUAGCACGAUUCGUCCAUAAAUCCUGUCGGCAAAGAAGAGUUUUCCAUUAGAAAGGAGGACAAAAGCGUUCCUUUCCUCCUUGGCCCAGCACUGUGAUCGGACUUGCCGAUCAACUCGACAAUAUGGAAGAGGCGAAGAGGGACGGCGAAAACACCUACGACGAGGAAAAAAAAGAGAAAAUGAUGAAUCCUAUUGUACCAAGAUGGUUACGCUAGCGCAACAACGCCGAAUCGAUCACUUUCGUCCAUUUUUCGUCGAUAAAGUAGGACAGGAGAGAAAGAAAAGGGACACAUAUCUCGUACGUUUUUUGACUAGAAACGACCAGAUGAUUCGAACGGAAGAGAUUCGGCUGAAAAGAACCAAACACGUAGCCAGUUAGAAGCUGACGUUUAAUAAUUAUUCGUCAUAACGAUGAUCAAACUCAACACAAACACGUUAAAUUUGGAAAAUCAAUGGGAAUAUUAAGAAAGGGAUCUUCUCCCUGGAUUCCAUUCCUUCAUUGUCCAUGCAAACACAAUUCUAUCUACUUGUCAAUUUUACUAAGAGAACUACAGGAGCAGAACAAAAGCUAUUUUCACUCUAAAGACUUGUUUUUCACCUAUCGUCUGCGACUUCUUUGAUAAAAUAAAGGAAUCCGUGAGCGGUGUAGCCACCGUUGUCGUGUAACAGCGUAUAAUUAUGGUAGAGUUACUCGUGAUCGAGUACAGAGAAACAAUUUAACGAUAAUUGAUAAUAACUUUUAGAGUACAGUCGGUGUUACGUAAACGAAAUUAGGGGAACGAAGGGACUCGAUCGAAGAGGACGUUCGCGUUCGUACUAGAAAACGACCAUCGGCUUUCGUCGUGAUAAGUCGAACAAAAGACCAGGGUAAAAUAAAAAUACGAACGUUGAUCAUCGUACAGAGGGUUCGUUCGUAUCUCGAGGAAACUUUAGAUUUAUUUAUUUAUCACAAUAUACAAUUCUAAAUCAAUUUUAAAUCGAUACUCUUAAUUGACAAGAAUAAUUCAAGGGAUAAGAGAUCCUUAUUCCCUAUCGUUCUCAGUUUCCGACACAGAAUUCUAAACUUUUCCUGCUGUUUAAAAAUGCAGAUGUCCUUUCCAUGGAAACUUUUUCUUUCGACCCAGAGUUAAAGAUUUCCAUAACAAAAUCUUUGUUGUUUCAUAACUUGCAAAGUUCAGGCACCGUUGGUAUCUUUAUAAGUUAAAGUACUUUUACUGGAAAACAAGAGACACCUUGGUGCUUUAUUUUUCAACAAUUACAACUUCCUCGAAGCGUUAAAAGCAAUUAGAACUCUCAUCGUUAACCUUCGAUCCCCUCGACCUCGCGUUUCAAAGCUUCGUACUGUCUCCUUUCUCCGUUUCUGUAUAAUUGUACCUGCGAACGGCGUUGCAUAUUGAAACACGUGUUCACAUCUGUUACAAAUCGGUUGCGGACGCGAUCGAUACGGCAGCUCCUCGUCAUUUCACAUCGUAUACACGUAUAACGAAUCACCAGGAAUCGUGUACACUCGGGUGCAAUGUAGGCUUUUCUUGGUUAAAGGUAAAUCAAGGGAGAGGAGACUCGUUACAUGCUUUCGAUCUUGAGAGAAAAUUGGCAAUCAAUGUAUCAACCAAGAAAAGCCCAUUUUCAUGCAACCAUAACACACAGGUGCUGGACCUCGUUUGUACACACUCGACGCCUAAUUAAAAGCACCGAUAGGAUUUCCUUUUACAAAUUCUUAUCCUUACGUGUACAGUGGACAGUAAAAGUAUUCGGGCACCGUUUAAAACAGAAUGCCUCGUUUAAAAUUGGACCAAAUGACUUGAGAUUUUUUGAGAAUCUAUACAAAUUAAUUUACUAAUAUAUGUGUUUUUGUCGUUUUAAAAAAUUACAAUUUAUAUCAACGCGAACGGUCGAACGAUUAAAUACAAUUCCUCGAAAUAAUUAUCUCAAUCACCGUAGAAAAUCGUGUAUCGGUGCUUUUAAUUAGCGACACGCUAAAAGACACAUCUCGUGAAAGUUGUAUCCCUCCUCUGAAGUAGCGGAGUCUGUAUACUUUGUAUAUAAUUGUACUAAAACUGUUGACGAUUUAAAGGAAGAGAAUUACAAGAGUUGUGCCUAUAUAAUAUGCGCGAAGCUAAAGAAGGAUUUCAAAGAGGAUCGUACGAUCGAGAUUCCAUUCCGUCGAACGGUACCGUUCGUAAUUUCGUGUAAUUCGCGUUAUCGUUUCUGCUCUAAUUGUCGCCACAAUAUCAGCGUACAUUGCAAUUACCGAUACGCAGUGUCUACUACCUCUGUUGCAAUUUUUUUACCACGCCUGGUAAUUCCCGUUCUAAACGAGCUUCGUUAACGAGUUGAGGAAAAAAAGAAAAAAAAUUGUGUUUCGCAGGUUUAACGAUAUUCUAAUCGUUAGUCAUAUGUAGGUCAAGCUUAGCGCAACUGAUAAGGAGCGACACGUGGACAUAACUAGAUCCGCGACUGAUAAAAGGAACAAACAAGCGAUCGUAAUUAUCCUCCAGUGUCUGCUCGUCUACGAAUCACGAUGGCGCAUCGUGAAUUCAGUUCCUCCUCUUAUUUUACUUAUUUCUUGGCGACAAGGAACAGCAACAAAGUUUCUUCGUGUCCGUAUAAAAAAAAAAAGAAAAUGAAUGAAAUGAAAAAGGGAUUAAGCAAAGACGAUCAUGCGAUCCUCGAGGAUCUACGUGUACGUUUUUCUGUAACGUGAUAGAGAAAAUGAAAAAAAAAAAAAAAUAGGGGAAACGAUCUCUCGUGCAGCGCACGCGUUUUCCAAAAUGUAUCCUCGAUUCAAAAGUUUCUUAUCUUAUACAGUGGUAUAAUAUAUAAAAGGACCACCGACGGAAAAGCUUGUCAGAAUCUUCGCCUAACCGACCCCUCGGUGCUUGUCUCGGUCGACGGUGAACGGGCGGAAAUGAUGCGACAAUACGUUCACAAGAUCGUCGAGGCAAAGUUCGAGGAUCUUAACGGCGGCAAGAAUCGAUCGUAUCCUAAUAAUGUCAUUGUAUUGUUGUGUAAUUUGUCAGAUUUUAUCGAUCGUGUAAUUCGCGAACAAUGCGAACUUGUACGAGUGUCCCGUGAGUUCGCCGAUUUCACCCUUUCCCUGUUUCACAAGAGACUAGCGACGUACAGGCAUCUCUCGUGUAUCCCUACUUGCCGGUCUUACUCCCCUGUUCCAAGGUGUAUUCGAUCCAGAAUUUUCUAACGAAAACGCUUACGACAUGCGUGACAGCAGCUCUGACAAUCGCACGUAAACCCGAUCGAAGGGUGUAAUCCUUCGCGUCCGUCAGCGUUGACCAUUUUUCAGAUUCCGCUUUCGGGUCUAAUUGAUGUUCAAAUCCACCGAAUAAACGUCGCGAAACACUCGCGAGAAAAUUUGAAAAUCAUACUUGGAUGUUCUGAAAGAAUGUAAAAGAAGAAGAAAAAAAGAAAAACACUUUGACGUCCAUUGGAGUAGGUAGAAUAUCCAGUGCUCGAACGUUUCGGAUACAUGUACAACGUCCAAUAACCGGAUGGCUUGGAUACCUUGGAUAUCUCAGUCCGUGUUGAGAUAUUUCAGCUUGAAACGGUAUGCAAUUUUCAAACCCUGCAGUGACCUGAAAUAUCCGAUAGCAACGUUUCCCAUGCGCCUGAAAUAUUCGAUACGAAACGAAGAGUACUUCGUUUACCGGGCAUUCUUCGGAUUCUACGUGAAUUUUUCUUCCAUUCUGACCUGUUCGAUGACCCAGAAUAAUAUCUCGGAGCGUUCGAGCAUUGUAGAAAUGAAAGAAAUUCGUUUCUUAAUAUCCAGUGUCGGCGACGUUUAACAAGGCGGUGGGUUUUCAAAGUCCUCGUGCCCGUGAUUCGGUUCGGCACACUUCAGUCAAUUAAAUUCACUAUCACGAGGACCGAGCGCGGGCAUCGUCGUCGAGGAGCAAGCCGAACACGAAGCGGAAUACAUACGUAUAUGUAGAUUUACAUAUAUAGAUUUGGAAUUUAUCAAGCAGAGACCAGCGUGUCAGUCGGGUCAAACGAGUCCCUCAGCCUCGUCCUUGAUUCUCUCUCCUCUAUUUCUUUUUUUCCCCCAUAUCUCUUAUUAUCUGUAUUUCCACGAUCGUCAUUGAUUCGCGUAGCGAGUCCGGGCAAGCAUCGAUUGACCUCCGUAAACAUUGAUAAAUUAAUCCUGAUGAAAUAGACCUGAGAUCUUUCGUUUAUUAUCUAACGUAAUAAUUCCAGCUUGUAAAUUCAUCCAUAUAGUUUAUAGAAAGUUUGAAAAACGACGAUAAAACGGCGCGCUUUCGUUCGAUUAUGUAAAUAUCAGACAUUGGCCUCUCGCCAUUUCGGUGCCGGCAACGAUAUUGCUCCUGCUCCAACCUCGCAUAAUUAAUUUUUGUCCAUCGAUAUUCCAGGAGUGUAACUCUUUUCGAGCCGGGGUAGAACGUUAAUAUCGCGCUCGGCUGCAGGUUAUCGGUUUUUCCUUAAAAACGGGAUAUGAAAUAUGAAAAGAUAUAGCGUCGUAUAUUCGUCAUCGAGCCCGGCAGAAUUCCCCCAGAAAAUUCGUCUGAUAGAACGUGGAUAUAGCGAACGACUUUCAUCCCUUCUUUCUUGGAGCGAGUAAUUAUUGAGUUAUUUAGAUUUUCUUCUUUAGAUUUAGGAUCUUCUGGAAUCUAAUUUUAUCUCCUUCGUCGCCACCAUCGUACUGUAAUCCCUAUUCCUAAGAUCCUAUCUCAUUGGAUACUGGGGUACCACAAUAUUAUGAUACGACCCGACAUGGCAGUGGUGAAACUAACAUCGAGACAGAAUCUAUCAAUUCUGAAAGAAACGAACGUCGUGCACGCUGACGGACGGUGACGCCAUAAAACAAAUAUCGAUUCUCUUAGGUCAAUUUCGUGGUAAGGACCGUUCACGAAUCGCGAUCGUCUGCGAAACGAUUUACAAACUCGAUCGCACCUAUUUCCUUGCUCCUCCAUGCAGGAGCGAAGGUCACGUUUUUUCUUAUCGACGGAACUUCCCUCGUUCGCGAUGCACCCCCAUCGUCGCGUUCCUCGUGCCAUUUUAUCGUCAUCCUUUUGUUUGCUGACUGCACGCUUUAAGAACAAAGAAAGAUACAUAUAUUUUUUUUUUUUUUUUUUUUUUUCAGUCACCAACAGGUUUAACGGCAAACGAUAAGUUGAAAUAUAUGCAUAGGUACACGCGUAACGACGUUGGUAGAGCACGUGCAUUUAUAUUUUCUGACGAUAAUGUCAGGAACUUACGAUAUGUAUGUGUUAUAAUGAUUGUAUUUAGUUUCGAACGGUAAUUGAUGGCACGACGACAAGAGGGAAUCGACACGAUCUAGUCGAACGAGCGUUUCCUUUUUCAGCUUCUAAAUCCUCGUCCGACUCUUUUUCGAUUCAAUGUAUGUUCGUACUUUUUACGCACGAUGUAAACGCACCUAUUUACGCAGCAACCUUUUUUCAUUCCGUGUGAUCUAUUUAACAGAAAAGAAGAAAAAAGAAAACGUUAAAAAAAAAAAUAAUCAUAAUGAUGCAAACGCAAAACCGUCACAUGUUUCUCAGAAUUUUGAGACGUAUACUAAUGUACUUAAACCAUCUGUGAGUCUGCCUCGUCUUUUAUAAAGUUCUUGCUAUAUUCAA
This is a messenger RNA of Osmia lignaria (orchard mason bee), 8220 nucleotides long. RefSeq lists its product as uncharacterized. Gene Ontology annotation, molecular function: sequence-specific DNA binding; protein binding. NCBI's taxonomy places the organism in Eukaryota, Metazoa, Arthropoda, Insecta, Hymenoptera, Megachilidae. The record is from RefSeq and is a predicted model, not a curated record. Gene Ontology annotation, cellular component: nucleus. Gene Ontology annotation, biological process: regulation of gene expression.